This is a messenger RNA of Conger conger (European conger), 3865 nucleotides long. RefSeq names its product SKI-like proto-oncogene a (gene skila). Gene Ontology annotation, biological process: negative regulation of BMP signaling pathway. Gene Ontology annotation, molecular function: DNA-binding transcription factor activity, RNA polymerase II-specific; RNA polymerase II cis-regulatory region sequence-specific DNA binding; SMAD binding. The transcript has 7 exons. NCBI's taxonomy places the organism in Eukaryota, Metazoa, Chordata, Actinopteri, Anguilliformes, Congridae. Gene Ontology annotation, cellular component: nucleus. Bases 39 to 2303 code for a protein of 754 amino acids. The record is from RefSeq and is a predicted model, not a curated record.
ACAGAAAACAAAUUCCACCUCAGCCCCAUCAUGUACGCAUGUGGACACGUGAAGGUUUCCCAAAAAAGCUAAAGACGAGAAGACAGAGGCUGGGUUUUUCUAGAAGAAGCGGAUCCGUGCAGGAAGAGAAGGCCGUAGGUCGGCCUACAGCGAUGGCGAGCACUCAGACGGGCUUGAAGGCCCCCUUCAAAGACCUGACCUCCUUCAAGGGCAGCGUGAAGCGUCUCUGGCGCGAGAAGCUGGAGGACGCGCCCAUCAAGAAACGGCUGAUGGCCGAGAUGAAGCUGAAGCGCCGGGGCCCGGACGCGCUCCCCCGAACCCCCAAGGUGAAGAGGGAGAACGUGGACGAGCAGCCCUGCGAAAUGGAGGACGGGGGCGGGAGGCGCGACGGGACCAAGGCCCUGGACCUGAGCCCGGGACUGAAACGCACGCUGGCCCAGUUCACCCUCAGCAGCCAGAGCUCUCUGGGAGGACCCGCCGCCUUCUCGGCCCGCGGAGGCCACGAGACGCCCGGCGCCCUGCUGCCCCUCCCGUCGCCCCCGGUGCUGGGCGGGGGUCCCCUCCUGGUGCCCUGCGACAGCUCCACCGAGCUCACCCACUCGGUCCUGGAAGGCGAGUCCAUCUCCUGCUUCAUGGUGGGCGGCGAGAAGCGGCUGUGCCUGCCCCAGGUGCUGAACUCGGUCCUGCGCGAGUUCUCCCUGCAGCAGAUCAACGGCGUGUGCGACGAGCUCUAUGUCUACUGCUCCCGCUGCGACUCUGAGCAGCUGAGCAUCCUCAAGGUGCUGGGCAUCCUGCCCUUCAACGCGCCCUCCUGCGGCCUCAUCACGCUCACCGACGCCCAGCGCCUCUGCAACGCCCUGCUCCACCCCGGGGUGGCCGCCCUGCCGCGGGACCCCAGCGGGAAGCUGCCCGCGCCCGGCCUGCCCCUCAAGGAGGGCGGGGAGGCCGGGUUCCGAGUGGAGCACCAGUGCCUGGGGAAGUGCCAGGGCCUGUUCGUGCCCCGCUUCUACGUCCGGCCCGACGCGCCCUGUAUCCAGUGCCUGGAGUGCCAGCUGCUGUUCUCCCCGGACAAGUUCGUCAUGCACUCGCACCGCUCGCCCGACAAGCGCACCUGCCACUGGGGCUUCGACUCGGCCAAAUGGCCCUGCUACCUGCAGCUGGGCCGGAAGCACCUGGGCACGCCCGAGGAGGAGGAGCUCAAGCGGCUGCUGGACGACAUGAAGGAGAAGUUCGGCUACCAGCUCAAGAGGACGCCGGAGAAAAAGGCCGGCGCCGACGAAGGCCAGGUGAGGAAGGCGGUCCCGGACUUCUGCCCUCUCAACGGCAAGCUGUCCGACGGCGAGUCAGGCAGAAAGGCCAAAUCCCAGCCCACCCUGGAUUUCAACCGCCUCUACCCCGACAUCAAACAGGAGCCCGCCCACACCGCCAUCGUCCACCCCAGCUACUUCCUGUACACGUACGACAAAAUGGUGGCGCCCAACGUGUCCCUGCCGAGCUCCCUGCGCAAGGAGGACGAGGCGGGGCCCGAGGCCCUGGGGGCCCUGCUCAAACGGCACUGCAGCGAGGCGCGCAGACGGGCCCUGUCCCACGAGCAGGACCGCGAGCAGGACCGCGACCGCGCCGCAGACGGCGAGUCUCGUGCUCACAGCCAGGAGGAGCCGGGGGCCCGUCGCGAGGCCCGGCCGGUCGCCAUGGAGACGGGCGCCGACGAGGACGCCCACGCCGCUGCCAAGGACGCGGGCUGGGAGGACGACAAGGACAGGAUGGUGCUGGAGAUCGUGCAGAUGUACAGCCGGCAGCAGGAGCGGCUGCACUCCACCCUGCACAAGCAGAUGCAGCUGGAGAUGGAGCUGGAGGCGUUGCGGGGCGGCGAGGCGGUGCGUCUGCGGGAGCUGUCGGCCGAGCGCAGCGAGCUGCAGAGCGAGCUGGAGGCGGUGCACACGGAGCACGCCCAGCGCCUGGGGGAGGUGCGGCAGGAGCAGAGGGAGUUGGAGCGGCGGCUGGAGCAGCUCCGGCAGCAGGGCUGUGCGUGCGAGGCCAGCUCCCAGCGCGAGCAGGAGGCGCGCUACACGGCGCAGCUGUCGGAGCUGAGGAGGAGGUUGGACCGGGCGGAGGCGGACCGCGAGGAGCUGCAGGAGGAGCUGUGCCGGGAGCGGGAGGCACGGGAGAAGCUGGAGCUCAUGAUCUCCCAGCUGAAGGAGCAGAUGUCCCAGUCCACCUCCGCCGCAGAGAAGCCCUCUCCCUCCCCCUCCCCAGCCCCCAAAACCCCGGCACCAGCCGAGGGCAGCCCCGCCCAGGAGUGAGAGGGGCCCCCUGGGACCCCAGAAUCCCUCCACAGACUCACAGCCUCCACUGCAGAGAGGAACCAACCCUCCAUCACGGCUCAUCUUCUACACUCAUAUUUUCCCAAUUUUUUAACCUCAAACGUGGAAGUACCUUUUUGUUUUCUUUUAUUUUUCCGACUUUUGCUAAAAUGAGGGUUCGUAUUCAUAUCUGGUCACUCUUUAAACAGUAUUUAAUUUUUUUUAUUUUUUAUUAUUUUUUUGUUUUUUAUUUCAAGUUUCACACAAAUGCUGCUUGUGCAGGUGGGAGGGUGUGUUUUUGGGAGCUCUUUGCCCUGCCCCCACAGUCCCGCCCUGUUGCCCUGCCCUCCUCCACACAGACCCCCCGCCCCCUCCGUUUAGACUCUGCACCUCGACGGUUCCCGUCCCGCUGCGGCUGUUCCCGGGAUCGAGACUGACUCUCCUCUCCCCCAGCCCUCCAACGACUGAAAGGAACUUUGCCGGAACGUUCACUUUAUAGUAUAUGACGUUUAUACUACCCGACUGGCACGACGGGCGCCGUGGACACAAAAUGGCGCCACCUGCGCGUUCCGCCCUGUACAUACGGCCAAGGGGUCCGUACCAGCAUCGGCAGGAAACUGCGGAGCAUGGACAUAUUUAUUUUUUACUUAUUAAUGCUAAAGAGAGAAAAAAAAAAUGGUUAUUAAUAUUAUGUGUAUGAAGACAUUUAUUGUAAGGCUCAUUUGUAGUCGCUGUAAUUUCACGAGAAUGAACAUGCAAAAAGAAAAAAGGGAAAAAAAUAUACACAGAUCUGACAAGACAGCAGAAGCGGGGACCGUCCCCACAACGCUGGUGUUUUCCGCUUUCGGCAGGGCCAGCCAAAUCCCCGCUGCUAUUGGUUUCAGUUUCAUUCCAUUUCCUGUACCCCCAAUGGAAGCUUGUCACCUGCGACUGCAUGCGAGUUCAGUGCUGGAUAUCGAUGGGUAUCUGUUCGCCGAUGAACACGGUAAAGGGGCUGAAAUGCCAUUGCAGGCUCGGUCGCCGUCACAUCGAUCACGACCGGAAGCCGCACGGCUGAUUGGCUGAUUGCGGUUUGUUUUCGGCCCUGGCCGAGACGGGGGGCCAGACGGGCGCGGGACGGGGAAAGGCACCUGGGAGGAGGAGAAGCCUCAACUGGCCGUCGGUCAGCCCGCUUCCAGUCCUUCUCUGUACGGCGCCCGGGGCGAUGCUGAAAAACAGACCGUGAAUAAGAGCCCGAUGGGCAGACAGCGGCUUCCAGGGCUCGGGUGGUCCCCCCCACCCUGUGCCAGCGCGAUAGCUCGUGACUCAUAGACAGAUCCGGUCCAGUUCUCGCAAGCAAACACGUGCAGUAACGUUAAUGCCCUAAGCCUCUGUUUUCACUCCAGAAAAAGCUAGUUUUUUUGUUGUUGUUUUUCUUUGUUUUUGUUUUUUUUUUGGGGUCUUUGUCAAGCCUCCAUCUUGUUGUGAAAAUGUGGGUCACAGGUGAAAUGAAUUAGAGGGCCGUCCCGGCUCCAGCCCCUGGUUAGACGUUAUUCCAGCUCACUGAACAAACAGCUCAGUCU